UCUCUCUGACCCUCCGCUGUUCAUGAUCUGUCUCUCCCUGUCUCAAAAAAAAUAAAUAAAACGUUAAAAAAAACAAAAAACCUGGCGUUCCCGAAAGUUGAAACCUCAUGACCUUUUCUGCACCAUUGCUUCCCCCUUCCACCUCCCCUCUCCGACCCGUCUCUUCGAAGAACGCCGCAGUCCUCAGCCCGCGAUUAUGAUGUUCCUCCCCCUCCAGCCUUUGUUGGUGUUUUCCUGGGGCCGGGAGCUGCUCACCUCGCACUGUCCGGGCUGUUGUCAAGGGCAGGGACUCGAGGCCAGUGACGCAGGGACAUGGUGUCAGGGGGCGGUGGCUGGCGCCAUCCUCGGCCCUGGCAGGCCUCGCUGGACCAGGGCUUUGCACACGCCCCCACCGCCCCGAAACGGAGCGUAGUGAGGCUGGUUCCGGGUCACGCGCUCUGCCUGCACGCAGAGCCAGAUCCCGCACGCGCAGGCGCGCUGCAAGGUGAAGUGGAGAAGUGCUCGCCCCCUACACCAUCUGUGCUCGUGCGACGUCGUACUAGAUGCCGAGGCGGGGGCGGUGAAAACGUACCUGGUGCACGUAACGCCCGUGUUACGACGGGUGAUGUGAUUUUUUCCCCCAAAAUGGUAAAGAACUUUCGGUAAAAUUCUGCACAAGCGAGACACCCGUGGUUCACAAGGUGGUGGCGUCCCUGCCAAGUGUGGUGUGCACGUGGGACACACACGCUGCGCAGGACAGGUCAGGAUCUCCGCUCAGAGUGAGGGCCACGGGAACUUCACCUGUGCAAACACCUGGCCAAGUGUUGGAGCUGUUUUCAGGACUCGGGAUGAUUCCCUGUGCUGCACACUGAUCACGUGCAUGGCAGUUCAGCCGGAGUCCCUGGCCUCUGCCUCCUGAGCUUGUGACAGCAAGACAUGUCCCCACGGUCUCUAAACGUCUCCCUGGAGGGACCCUCGGUCGCUCUUGCUCCCGGUGCAGCUGUGGUACCUCUGGCAGCGAUGUGAGCCCCUUUACUUCCUGGAACGAUGUCUGGUGUAGAGUAGGAAUGUAAACGGUAAUUUGUGUCAGGUGAACUGCCACUCCGCUCAGAGACCCCAGUAAAACAAUAGAAAAGACAGUCUUAAAAACCUGUGACUCCGUCAGGUGAGAGAGGCUGGCAGGUUGGGAAGCAGGUACCACUUCCAGGAUGAAGUGCAGAAGCCCGAAAGAGGCUGCGAGGCACCGGCAGGGCCCCCGGGCCCCUCUGAGCUCAGCGCCGGAAGGCAGGGCUAAAAAUGGGGGGCGGCUGGGCAGGGGCACCGGAGGUCUGCUCCCAGCGAGGCUCAGGCGUGGUGGAGGGCCGGCCAGCCCUGCCUCUGGUGCUCAGGCGGUGUUCCCGUGCUGCCCCGAGGCGGCAGCCAGUUCUCUGCUGGGACAGUCCCAAGUCCAGGAGGAAGGACCUGCACGCCCCCCGAGGCUCCAGGCAGCUCUGCCGGGAGCCCCGGUUCAGUAGAGUCACCAAGCAUCCUGCAGCUUCUUAGGGUCUCUUGGGUGGACAUCCAGGCGCUGCCCCACUGUGAGGAAAGACAGUCUACUAAGUAGCAGUGUUACCUGAGGUACAGAGAUACUGGCUCCAAGAACUAGGAACACGGCGUUAUUCGAAAGGAGCGUUCAGAGGGCCAGAAAGAGCGUUUAGAAGUUAAACUAGAGAGAGUAGCAGCUGGAAAAGCAAACGGGUGCAGCCACUCUGGAAAACAGUGUGGAGGUUCCUCAAAAAAUUAAAAACAGAACUGCCGUACGACCCAGCAAUUGCACUACUAGGUGUUUAUCCAAGGGGUAAAUGAGUCAUGAUCUCGCUCUUGAUGAGUUUGAACCCUGCAUGGGGCUCUGUGCUGACACUGCGGAGCCUGCUUGGGAUUCAUUCUCUUUCUCUGUCUCUGCCCCUUCCCCACUUGCAUCGUCUGUGUCUCUCUCAAAUAAACUAAAUAAAUAAGAAGGAUCGUGAAUCAGAACAGCACCUGUCUCCCCUGGGUGCCUCUGGCCACCUGCCCCUGGCCCCUCCUGGCCUCCCAGUGCCCUGUUGUCCAUCCAGAGAGUGUUCGUAAGUCCUUGGGCCUGAGACCUGCCCAGGAUGACUCCUCCUUGUGUUUGAGCUUCAUGCGUUGAGCGCAUGCACUGGGGUGGCUGGGACCCAGCCCGUGAGAGGCCCGGUCGCCCCCGGUGCCCUCGGGCAGCUGUUCCUGCCCCCGCUAGCUGAUUCUGUUCUCAGUGGUUGUGCCUGUGCCGUACAAGCCACUCAGCAUUUUGAAUGAAGCCUCUGGUUAUCAUGUUUUCCAAGAGACGCUCGGUAUUUAUGGACUGAGGGGCUGAAGUAGGGGGAGGAGGAUUGAAAUUCUCCAGCAACAGAUCUGGAGACCUGAGACAUGUCCGAGCCGACUCAGCACUGAAGUUGGUUCCGGCACAGGUUUACGGCAGGGAGAUCCUGCCUUUCUCUUUGUACUCUCGUCUGUGUUUUCUAAGACUCUAAAAAGUACACUGUAAGUUUCUGUCCGGAUUUGGGAGGUGGGGAUGUGGGGCAGGGCAGUCACGAAGCUGUCUGCUUUCCGCAGGCCCCUCGCACGGGCUGCCCGGUCUUCCUCGGGGAUGGGAGGGCAUGGCUCCGAGCCGUCCCCGGGCUCUCCUGUGUGACCUUCCCCGAGAACCCUGUGCUCUGGGAGCCCUCUGACCUAAGCUGGGUGGGCUGUGCAGCAGGAGGGGCCGGGAGCAGAGCGGACCCUCCCUCGGUCUGGCUCCCAGCUCCGAGUGCCCAUCUGCGCGGGUCCCGCUGUGCACACGGCCGGGCCUUCAGUGGAGCUGCCGGUGAGCAGAGACUGGAGACCGCCGUGGAUGCGCUGCCGCAGUGGGUCGGGUGGAGCGCAGGCGGACAGGUCGGCGUGGUGCCGGUCCGCGUUGAUGUCGUCUCCGGGGCCUUUCCUGGGCGCGCCCUCCUCCCUGCAGCUCCCAGCUGGGCUUCCGGGAGUUGCCUCGGGGGGACUUGGCAUCAGGGCGGCCCCUUUCCUGGGAGCCUCACUCAGAGACGUCCUGGGCGGUGUCCAGUCCCCGAGGCCCAAGCCUGCCGGGCUGAUCUCCACCCGGAGGAGAUGUUGCCCAGAGGAUGGGCGUCCACACCAACAACCUUUCUGGUCAUCUCUGUUUCCCACAUUAUCCUCCUGUGGUCCAUCUCACAGCAGCUGUAGAGCCAGAACCAAAAGGAGGCGAGUUUCGGGUCAAAUCUGUGCUGCUUUUUUGACUGAAUUACAGGAGCUUCCUCUGAAGGUCAGGGGAAGGGCAGGUGUCGAGGAAAGACGGUGGGACAGGCCUGAGUUUGCUUCUUCCGAGAAGUGUUUCUGUCACUUGAGAAUGUGUACAAGACAGUCUUCUCCCUUUUCUGUGUGUUGUGGUAAAGCGUACGUUUUCUAGAAGCUUCGAAGUUUCUAGAAGCACAGUUCAGUGGCAGGAGGCACAUCCCCGCUGUUUGGGACCACGACCGCCGCCCAUCCGCACAGCUCUCCCACGGACCCAAACGGAAGCUCUGUGCCCACCCCUCCCCUGCCCCUGGAGACCACUGUCUCCUUCUGUCCCCAGGGGCACCCGCACUGUCUUCCCGUGACAGGCGUUAUGUCACUGACCACAGCAUCCUCGAGGUCCAUCCGCGUCCGAGCAUGUGUCGGAAUCUCCUCCCCUUUAAGGUACAGGACUAGUCUGCUACGUGGACAGACCACGUUCUACCCAUCCGCCGAUGGGCCCGUGAGCUCCUCCCGCCUUUUGGCUGCUGUGAAUAGUGCUGCAGUGAGCGUGGGUGUGGAAAUACAUCCGUGUUUGAUUCCCUGCUUUUGUUUUUGGUUAUGCACCCAGAAGUGGAAUUUCUGCAUCAUAAAGUAAUUGUGUUUGAUUUUUUGAGGCAUCACCUGAGUGUUUUCCGUGUGUCUGCGCCCUUUUCUGUUCCUCCUGGCCUUGCACGACGGUACAGUUUCUCCACAUCCUUACCAGUGCCUGUUAUUUUUUGUUUGUUCGUUUGUUUUUCUAUAACUGUCUGGUGCGCAGUGACAUCUCGUUGUGGUUUCAUUUGCAUUUUUCCUGAUGAUGGGUGCUGUUUUCGUGUGCUUAUUGGUCAUUUCUGUAUCUUCUUUGGAGAAAUGUCUACCCAAGUCUUGGGACCAUUUCUUAAUUGGAUUUUUUGUUGUUUUUUUCGUUGUCGUGUUUCCUUCUCUAUUCUGGAUAUCAGCCCCUCAUCAGAUACGUGACGUGCAAAUAUUUUCUCCCAUUUUGCGGAUUCCAUCUUCAUUCUGUCAAAUGUCUUUUGACGCAUGGGAGCCAGGUUUAGGGGCACACUUGGGAGUUCUCCAGGCAGAGGCACAGCGAGGGUAGAGGCACCGGUGCCGGAGUGGGUGUGCCAUAUGCACAGUGUGAGGACAGCACCUGCAUUAAAAAUGCCCAUUUUCAAGCCCUCUUGGAGGAAGUGUUAGGAAAAGACAAGAAACCUGUGAGAUAUUUAAGGGUUAAAGAGGCGGAGGGAAGACAGAGCUUGUGCAAAGUUUCCAGAUGGCCCACAAAGCACUAGAAGAUGUUACAUGUAAGCUAAGUGUCCCUGCUCCUGCCGACUUCUCUUUACAUGAAAGCGUGAAAAAAUAAAAACUAAAGAUAUGGCAAGCAUAGGUCUUUCAGAAGGCUCUCCAGGGAAAUGGCAUUUUAGGAAUUACUUUACCCUUAAUAAUGCUCCCAGCACGCUCCAGUUGCCAGUACCUGGGGACUGUAGUGAGCCCAAGCCUUCGGGAGGUCGACGACAGGACCUACAGGAAGUAGGCAUCGACUAUAAGACGACCACUAUCCUGCUGGAUGGACGGCGGGUCAAGCUGGAACUCUGGGACACAUCGGGCCAGGGCAGGUUCUGCACCAUCUUCAGGUCCUACUCCAGGGGCGCACAGACACUUGAGGACCAAAGCAGCAGCCAGGCCUGCACGUUCGCCAGACUGUACGUUCUGAGGAAGCACAUCCUGUUACCACGUCCACGUUCUCUCCAAAGCAUCCAGCCCAGUCAGUUGUGUAUCAGCUGUUGCUUUUGCUUUGCUAGCUCUGGGGGUGCUGGUCGUUUUGGGGCUGGGUGGCCGGCAGCGGGCGCCGAGUCUGGGGUGCUUCUGCCUGUCGUGCUUCUGUCCCGUCUGGUGGUGGCAGUGAGGACCGUGGGGUCUGCACGGUCAGCACUACCUGACUUUGCAGCCAAUGAUACCGCUGGUGGAGUUUCCUCUCUCCUGUCACUCUCCUACCCCCGGUUAAGGUCAGAGAGGCCUUGCGGGUCCCGUAAGGUCCAGAACACAGAAGCCCCUGGCCAGCCCCUGUGUGUUGUCACCUGCCCCACAGCGGUACUGUCUCGUGGCUCUUGCCAUGAGUACCUUUCUGUCCUGGACCACUGGACUGUGGCCCGUGUUUGCUGUUGCUGGGUGCUGAGGUAGCCCUGGGAGGCCGGUGCCUCCCGUUGGGGUCCCCUGGAGUCCCAGGGAGGGGACUGGGGGCUAGGAGCAGGGAACGUUCUGUUCAAUUGAGGGUUUGGGGUCACCUGGAUUAGCACUGGGGAGAGCACGGCCAGGCCCUGGUCUGGAUAGAGAGGGUUCAGUUCAUUCCCGCGAAAAGCGGUUUCCUGUGAAAAAUGGUCUCGGGCUCACAUUUGCCAUUACACGAUUGCUGGUGAGGGUACCAGCAUGCCACCUGUCACCGCCCAGGUUGGGGGGCAUUUGGGCCAGAGACCGUUUGACAGACACCUGCUCCCCAUUUUCAGUGCUUGUCUUGCUCCUGGGCAGAAGCCUGGGCGCGUGUUGGGGGCGUAGGCAGAGCUCCUUGGGAGCCUUACCGUACAACAUGUAUCACACGUUGCAAAAACUGACUUCAUAAAAAGUGCACCUCUGCACCUCGGUUGGGGUGCUGGUGGCACAGGUACGUACGUUUGUCCAAGCUCAUCAAACUGCUCACCCUUAAAAUCUCUCUGCAUCUUCUGAGGGAUAAGCGGUAGCUCAGAAAUGGACAGAAUGAGGACCUGGGCCCCGCACUCCCACCUCUGGGAAUCCUGUGGUCCGGGUCACGUUGUACGUGCUCAGGCCUUCAUCUCGGGUGUUGGUAAUCACACAGCAGGUGAAGUCACCUAAGCGCCAACAGCCGCGCUACCUGCUGAGCCUGGCACGAGGCUCUGGCGUCUGUGGGGCAGGGGGUCCCGGGUGGGGGCUGGGCAGCUUGCACCACAUCCCCGUCUGUGUCAGGAAUGAGACAGUAAGUGGUUAUCCCUGGAGCGAUGGGGAGAGCUUCUGUUUGUACCCUGGAGUACCCGCUCAUUUAAAAACCCUGAGCGUGUGUUACUUUUAUUAAUUGAAAAAACAGUAUAGUGAGAAUUUAUUUGCUCCUCCUUCUGCCUCUUUGGAAUGCACGGCCGACUUGGGACCCCUUGGGGUCUUCUGGUAACGAGCAGCCUCGCUUUGGUUUCUCAUCGGUGCCACGUGUGCUCGAUCCCACCUGUCCUUCCCGCGCUCAUUUUGGUCCCUGCUGCCUGCGAUGUGACCAGCUCUGUGUCCUUCCUCCUUGAGAUGGACCGCGACUGGGGCAGCCCCAGAAAGACGGUUGUGGGUGCAGGUUGGCGCCAGCUGGGAGGGCAGCCAGGGGUUCCACAACCGCCUAGGGGCGUGGCUGAAGCCUGAGCCCAAGAGAUGAGCUUCUGCCUGCUUAUUUGAGCUUUUCAGCCUCACACAGGUGAGCAGGAGCAAGAAGGUGAGUCCCUGUCGAGCCUCCAACACGUGGUUGUGCGUGGAAACUGUUCUCUGUGGGUUGUGGUGUGUUUGUAUUUCUGUUUCUAAAAACUGGAUGGGGCGCCUGGGGGGCUCAGUCGGUUAAGCAUCCCUCUCUUGCUUCGGCUCAGGUCAUGAUCUCACUUA
Molecule: messenger RNA, 6933 nt
Organism: Herpailurus yagouaroundi (jaguarundi)
Lineage: Eukaryota; Metazoa; Chordata; Mammalia; Carnivora; Felidae
Gene: RAB40C
Product: RAB40C, member RAS oncogene family
Exons: 4
Coding region: 4663-5469 (268 amino acids)
Biological process (GO): intracellular signal transduction
Molecular function (GO): GTP binding; GTPase activity
Source: RefSeq, a predicted model, not a curated record